This is a messenger RNA of Sinocyclocheilus anshuiensis, 2535 nucleotides long. RefSeq names its product transcription factor COE3-like. NCBI's taxonomy places the organism in Eukaryota, Metazoa, Chordata, Actinopteri, Cypriniformes, Cyprinidae. Bases 100 to 2535 code for a protein of 811 amino acids. The transcript is spliced from 22 exons. The record is from RefSeq and is a predicted model, not a curated record. Gene Ontology annotation, molecular function: DNA-binding transcription factor activity; DNA binding. Gene Ontology annotation, biological process: regulation of DNA-templated transcription.
UUCUCAUGCGGUUUGUUAGACUGCAGUCCUGGGGGAGAAGGAACUUUGUUGUCAACUGUUCUCUCUCAUCCCUGUGGACUGAGAGGCAGCGCGGGAGUCAUGAAGCAGGAGGUCAGGGCUGCUCAGGGCUCAGCUCGUCCCUGGCUCCACUCAGAGGCGAACCUUUCUGCUCAGAGAGGUGUUUGUCUCGCCCGGGCGCACUUUGAGAAACAGCCUCCUGCCAGCCUGCGCAAGUCAAACUUCUUUCACUUUGUGUUGGCUUUAUAUGAUAGUCAGGGUCAGUCUGUGGAGAUAGAGCACACUGCGUUUGUGGACUUUGUUGAAAAGGAGAAGGAGCCAGUAAGUGAAAAAACAAACAAUGGAAUCCAUUACAAACUCCAGUUACUGUACAACAGUGGUGUCAGAACAGAGCAAGAUCUAUAUAUCCGUUUGAUAGACUCUGUGACCAAACAGGCAAUUGUGUUUGAAGGUCAAGAUAAAAACCCUGAAAUGUGUCGUGUUCUUCUCACUCAUGAGAUAAUGUGCAGCCGAUGUUGUGAUAAGAAAAGUUGUGGAAACAGGAACGAAACACCAUCAGACCCCAUCAUUAUUGACCGGUUCAACCUGAAAUUUUUUCUCAAAUGUAAUCAAAAUUGCCUGAAAAAUGCAGGGAACCCACGAGAGACGCGUCGUUUCCAGGUGCUGGUCUCUACCACAGCCUCUGUUAAGGCCCACAUUCUAGCCAUUUCAGAUAAUAUAUUUGUCCAUAACAAUUCAAAGCAUGGCAGAAGACCAAGAAGAUUUGAGCUGAUUGAAGCUGAGAUCCCCUGCAUCAAGGCCAUCAGUCCGAGUGAAGGUUGGACGUCAGGUGGAGCCUCAGUGAUUAUUAUUGGAGAUCAGUUCUUUGAUGGUCUACAAGUGGUUUUCGGAACAGUUAUGGUCUGGAGUGAGGUGAUUACACCACAUGCGAUUCGUGUGCAGACUCCAACUCGUCACAUCCCUGGUGUUGUAGAAGUUACACUGUCCUACAAAUCCAAGCAGUUCUGCAGGGGACCUCCAGGACGCUUUAUUUACACUGCUUUAAAUGAGCCAACCAUUGACUACGGAUUCCAGCGGCUGCAGAAGGUGAUUCCUCAUCAUCUAGGCGAUAUGGAAAGACUACCAAAAGAGGUCUUACUGAAGAGAGCAGCUGAUCUUUUAGAGAUGUUUUAUGGAAUGCCUCACAACAACCAGGUCAACGAGAUUAUUCUGAAGCGUGCGUCUGAUAUAGCAGAGGUACUCCACGCCAUCCCACGAAACCCGUCCCACACAAAUUCACAUGGAAUGAUGGGUGUAAACUCCUUUGAUGCACAGUUACCCAUGAACACAGAAAUUUCACCAGAUGUAGAACGAGUGUCUCUUUCAGUGGGUUUCAGUCGGAGUUCAAACAGUGGCUUCAUUGCAGGCAGCACAUCCCAGCAGUCUGAAUUCAGCAAUACCAAUACGUGCAUGAAUACACACACACAUUCACACUCUCACUCCAACAUGCCAAGACACACACACUCAAACACACACCUGUCCAUAGCUGGGCACACACAAACACACACACGCCCUUCUGUGUCAAACUUCUCUGUGGCCACACAGCCAUUCUUAGACAGUCCUACAGCGGACACACAACACUACAUUGUGAAGCAAAAAAGUGCAUUUGCUCCAGUUCUGAAGCUGCAGUCCUCAACAGAACAAGCUUCAGGUGUCCCCGUCUGCACGGUGAUUACACCACAUGCGAUUCGUGUGCAGACUCCAACUCGUCACAUCCCUGGUGUUGUAGAAGUUACACUGUCCUACAAAUCCAAGCAGUUCUGCAGGGGACCUCCAGGACGCUUUAUUUACACUGCUUUAAAUGAGCCAACCAUUGACUACGGAUUCCAGCGGCUGCAGAAGGUGAUUCCUCAUCAUCUAGGCGAUAUGGAAAGACUACCAAAAGAGGUCUUACUGAAGAGAGCAGCUGAUCUUUUAGAGAUGUUUUAUGGAAUGCCUCACAACAACCAGGUCAACGAGAUUAUUCUGAAGCGUGCGUCUGAUAUAGCAGAGGUACUCCACGCCAUCCCACGAAACCCGUCCCACACAAAUUCACAUGGAAUGAUGGGUGUAAACUCCUUUGAUGCACAGUUACCCAUGAACACAGAAAUUUCACCAGAUGUAGAACGAGUGUCUCUUUCAGUGGGUUUCAGUCGGAGUUCAAACAGUGGCUUCAUUGCAGGCAGCACAUCCCAGCAGUCUGAAUUCAGCAAUACCAAUACGUGCAUGAAUACACACACACAUUCACACUCUCACUCCAACAUGCCAAGACACACACACUCAAACACACACCUGUCCAUAGCUGGGCACACACAAACACACACACGCCCUUCUGUGUCAAACUUCUCUGUGGCCACACAGCCAUUCUUAGACAGUCCUACAGCGGACACACAACACUACAUUGUGAAGCAAAAAAGUGCAUUUGCUCCAGUUCUGAAGCUGCAGUCCUCAACAGAACAAGCUUCAGGUGUCCCCGUCUGCACGUACAUAAUGUACUGA